Messenger RNA from Mirounga angustirostris (Northern elephant seal), 5295 nucleotides. RefSeq names its product villin like (gene VILL). Gene Ontology annotation, molecular function: actin filament binding; phosphatidylinositol-4,5-bisphosphate binding. Gene Ontology annotation, cellular component: cytoplasm; actin cytoskeleton. The transcript is spliced from 19 exons. The coding region runs from base 2486 to 5056 and encodes 856 amino acids. NCBI's taxonomy places the organism in Eukaryota, Metazoa, Chordata, Mammalia, Carnivora, Phocidae. The record is from RefSeq and is a predicted model, not a curated record. Gene Ontology annotation, biological process: actin polymerization or depolymerization; actin filament severing; cytoskeleton organization.
AAUCCCUUGGCCCAUCCCCUAGAACCCAGGUUACGCAGGGAUGAGGGCCUCAGGCCCUGGAAGCCUAAGAGUUUGGCUCCCCGGGCUGGAACUGGAUCUGGGGUACCCUUCCCACCCCCCGCAGGUGAUGCUGACCCCGCCCAGUGAAUCUUGCCCCAUCGCAAACUUCUGGUCUCCAGUUUGACUGUCCAUUCCCCCAUGGGUCCCUGGUGACCACAAUGUGGUGGCCAGCCAGGCUUCCUGUCACUCUGUCCCUGACUCCCACUGUUAUCUGAUCUACAGCCCCUAGUUUAUACCUCUGGCCACUGCCCACCUGUGUCCUGGUUGCUGUCCCUGGACACUGCUUCUGUCCAUCCCCUCUGAAUGUCACUAUGCCUGUCACUCGGUGCCAUUGCAUGUUUUCUGUUGCUUGGGACCAGCUUUACACAAUCCCAUGUCUGCCUGUCACCCACGUCACCGUCACAGCGACAGGCAGAUCCUGUAACCGCAGUUCUGGGCGCAGUGAGAGCGCACGGUGGCCCCGCUGCCCAUCCACCCUCACUCAGCAGGCAAAGGGUUUCAUUCAUUCAGCGGCUGUCACUAAGUCCCUGCUGGCAGUGGCGCGACUGGGAGCUGGUGGCAAACACGAGGACAAGCCCCUGGCCUUGGGAGCCCUCUGCUCUAGGGCCGGAGACUGGACCUCCAGCACCCGUUCUCUCCACAGCCUUAGCUGGUGGCUCUAACCCGGGCAGGACCGCCCCUCUGCCCGCCCUGCUCUGGGCAGCUCCCUCCUCCCUGCUUCCAGAAGCCACCUGGGCCCUCUUUGAGAGGGUGGCGAAUUUCCCACGGUGACCUAUGAGCUCACCAGGGCCUGAGCCUGGCCCUCAAGGGCCCCUAGACAAAGGUGCAUGAGUCACAGUAUGCCUCUGAUUCUCUAACUCUCUAAGUCUCCUCCUCCCUAGUCUGCCCUCCUCAGGCAGGGUCUGCGAGCCACGGGGGUUCCUACUGCUGGAGAGGAGUGGGGAGGGGAGAGGAGCUCACACCAUGCUCAGGUCACUAGGAAAGAGAAGUUCAGAGAGAAGUGACUUCUGGGUCUAUUGGGCAAAGCAGCAGCAAGAAGCAAAAGUUGCAGCAGGUGGGACUUAGGUUAGAUGGAGAAAGAACUUCCAUGGACGAAGGAAGGAGCAAAACUCCCACAGAGGUUUCUGAAGGCGUGUUACAGGGAAGCCUAGGGGAGCUGAGAGUCAUCUGCGAUGUAACAAGAUCGAGAGCCCCUUCCUUCCCCAGAUACCUCUCAUUCCAUGCUGCUCUCCUACGCACACUCAGAACCACAGGGCACUGCAGGAGCUAAGGGAGCGAAGUCACUGUUUGCAGAGCCUGUGGCUGUUCAUAGGGCCUGUUUGUAUUGAGAGUUCAGCUCUGUUUCAAGAAUUUAAGAGUGCCUAUGCUUGAUUCACCCAGCCCUCUCAGGUUAGCUAAGCCUGUUGCUUGCUCCAGACUCCAUCACAGUCUUCAGAGACCAUGCUUGUGUGCAGUCUGUUCUGAGUUCGCAGAAACUUCCUCUUGUCUGUUUCUCUCUGAGCCUGUGUCUAGAGGCUCUUUUCAGAGUCUUUUUUUCAGAACUUGUCUUUUUUUUUUUACGAUGUUAUUUAUUUGAUAGAAAGAAAGAGGGGGAGCAGGGAGAAGAGGGACAAGCAGACUCCCUGCUUAGCGGGGGAGCUGGACGUGGGGCUCGAUCCCAGGACCCUGAGAUCGUGACCUGAGCCGAAGGCAGACGCUUAACCAACUGAGCCACCCAGGCGCCCUCAGAACCGUCUUUUUAAAUGGUCUGUCCCUAUUUCCCUGUGUAUUAGAUUUGCUUUUAUGGCAGAAGCUGCCCUGCGUGUAGAACCUAUCCCUGUCUCCAGAGUUUGUCUGUGUCCUUGUCUGGGAUACCUCUUUCUGCCUAAAGACACUGUUCCUGUUUGCAAAGCUUUGUUUAUAGUACCUGUCCCUAUCCCUAUCAGCAGACCCUGUUUCCUCUGCAGUAAGUGUCUGUCUCAUUUCGAGAGCCUGCUUGCAGAGCCUUUCCCUGGCUGCCAAAUCUGUUCUUUUACUAGCAGAACCUUUGCCUGUCUGCAGAACCUGUCACUCUCCAGUGGCCAUCCCGGGCUGCAGAUCUUUGUCUGCAUAGCCUGUUUCUAACUCCCUCUUUGCAGAGGUCCCUAUGUUCAAAAACCAUCCCUGCCCACAGAGCUGGGCCCUGUUUCAAGAGCACAACCACAGACAACAAACCAGGUCCCUGUUUGCAAAGCCUCUGUGCCGACGUCUGCAGUACCUGGCCUGGUUUGCUAGCAUCUGGGUAUGUAUGGAGCCCUCCUAGUGAAAGGCAUAUUCUAUGAUGACAGUGCUUUGGAGAGCUGCAGCUGGGGAGAGUUCUUGCUUGGAGCCCAGAGCACAGGUGGCCGGGGCCUGAGAACUCUGGCUCUUGUUUGUUGUUUCCUCCCUCAUUCCCACCUGGCCUAGGAUGGACAUCGGCAAGGGCCUCCCAGCCACUGAGAGCCACAGGGACCUCCACAUAUGGAUCAUUGAGAACCUGAGGAUGGUGCCAGUCCCCGAGAGGGCUUAUGGGAACUUCUUCGAGGAUCACUGCUACAUUGUCCUCCACGUUCCCCAGAGCCUGAAGGCCGUGAAGGGGGCGCCCAGCGACCUGCACUACUGGGUCGGGAAGGAGGCGGGCGUGGAGGCUCAGGGCGCGGCAGGCGCCUUCGUGCAGCACAUGCAGGAGGCACUGGGCGCCACCACCGUGCAGCACCGGGAGGCGCAGGGCCACGAGUCCGACUGCUUCCGCAGCUACUUCCGCAGGGGCAUCAUCUAUAGGCAAGGAGGACUGGCCUCUGCCCUCAGGCAUGUGGAGACCAACGUGUACAACAUCCAGCGACUGCUGCGCAUCCAAGGGAGGAAGCACGUGUCAGCCACCGAGGUGGAGCUCUCUUGGAACAGCUUUAAUAAGGGUGACAUCUUCCUGCUGGACCUGGGCAAGGUGAUGAUCCAGUGGAAUGGGCCCGAGGCCAGCAUUUCUGAGAAGGCACGGGGCCUGGCCCUGACCUGCAGCCUUCAGGACAGGGAGCGCGGUGGUCGUGCCCAGAUUGGUGUGGUGGAUGACGAGGUCGAAGCCACUGACCUCAUGCAGGUCAUGGAAGCUGUGCUGGGCUGCAGAGUGGGCAACCUGCAUGCCACCAUGCCCACCAAGAGUAUUAGCCAGCUGCAGAAGGCCAGUGUCCGCCUCUACCACGUUUGUGAGAAGGAUGAGGACUUAGUGAUCCAGGAGUUGGCGACCUGCCCACUAACCCAAGACCUACUGCAGGAGGAGGACUACUACAUCCUGGACCAGGGUGGUUCCAAGAUCUACGUGUGGCAGGGACGCAUGUCCGGCCUCCAAGAGAAAAAGGCUGCCUUCAGCAGAGCUCUGGCCUUCAUCCAGGCCAAAGGCUAUCCGACCUACACCAACGUGGAGGUGGUGAACGACGGCGCCGAGUCCGCCGCAUUCAAACAGCUCUUCCAGACUUGGUCUACGAACCAGCGAAGGAACAAGAACCUCGACGGGAUGAGUAAAUUGAUUCGGGUAAGGCCGGAUGUGGGCAAGCUGCACAGUCAGCCUGAACUAGCGGCCCAGCUCAGGAUGGUGGACGACGCCUCCGGGAAGGUGGAGGUGUGGUGCAUCCAGGACUUACGCAGACAGCCCGUGGACCCCAAGCAUCACGGACAGUUGUACGCGGGCAGCUGCUACCUGGUCCUCUACACAUACCAGAAGAUGGGCCGCGUCCAGUACCUCCUGUAUCUGUGGCAGGGCCACCAGGCCACCACACGUGAGAUCAGCACCCUGAACUGCCACGCCGAGCAGCUGGACCUCAUGUACCGUGGAGCCCUGGUGCGGGAACACGUGACCAUGGGUAGCGAGCCCCCUCACUUCCUCGCCAUCCUCCAGGGCCAGCUGGUGGUCUUCCAGGGGCACGCGGGGCACGAUGGGAAGGGGCAGCCAGCACCUGCCACGAGGCUCUUCCAUGUGCAAGGCACAGACAGCUACAACACCAAGACCGUGGAGGUGACGGCCCGUGCCUCAGCUCUCCGCUCCACUGACAUCUUCUUGCUGGUCACAGCUGGCCCCUGCUACCUCUGGUUUGGAAAGGGCUGCAGCGGUGACCAGCGUGAGAUGGCGCGGACGGUGGUCACUGCCAUUUCUGGGGAGAACAAGGAAACGGUGCUGGAGGGUCAGGAGCCUCCCCACUUCUGGGAGGCCCUGGGAGGCCGAGCUCCCUACCCCAGCAACAAGAGGCUUCCCGAGGACGUCUCCAGCUUCCAGCCACGGCUGUUUGAGUGCUCCAGCCAGAUGGGCCACCUGGUCCUCACAGAAGUGGUGUUCUUUAGCCAAGAGGACCUGGACAAGUAUGACAUCAUGUUACUGGACACCUGGCAGGAGAUCUUCCUGUGGCUCGGGGAAGCUGCCAGUGAGUGGAAGGAGGCGGUGGCCUGGGGCCGUGAGUACCUGAAGACGCACCCCGCAACGAGGAGCCCUGCCACGCCCAUCGUGGUGAUCAAGCAGGGCCACGAGCCUCCCACCUUCACUGGAUGGUUCCUCACCUGGGACCCUUACAAGUGGACUAACAACCAGUCCUAUGAGGAGGUGGUGGAUGGCACCCUGGGAGCAAAACCUGCCAUAGUUAUAACAGCAGAACUGGACAACUUGCAGCUCUCUAGAGGGCCAAGCAAUGGCAGCGCAGGCCCCUUGACCCCGCGGGCCCUCAAGGGCUCCCAGGAGGGCUCAGGGAACGAGCUGCAGCUAGGGCCCAAGGCCGGGGGCACCAGCACCGGCAGCUUCCACAGCAGCCCCAGACCCCCCACCAGUGGGAGCCUGCCCCGCGAACAGCUAAUGCACCAGGCUGCCGAGGACCUGCCAGAGGGCGUUGACCCAGCCCACAAGGAGUUCUAUCUCUCCGACUCUGACUUCCAAGAUAUCUUUGGGAAAUCCAAGGAAGAAUUCUAUAGCAUGGCCAAGUGGAGGCAGCAGCAGGAGAAAAAGCAGUUUGGCUUGUUCUGACCCCAGGCCCUGCCCCUGCCAGUGCCACCCACAUAGCCAGGACCCCCACGCGUACCUUCCCAACACAUACCUGAGCCCGCCGGGAGACCCCGCUGGCAAAGCCUAGCUGGAGACUCCCAGGUCAACCCCUCCACCCCGGUCAAUAAAAGCUGGUGGCCCUCACGAGGUGUGGUGUGUGGGCUUUCAAGUCUGGGUCACUCAGUUGGUCCAGCUCUGGGGGGAAGGGGCCUCUGGGACUG